AUGGCCCACAUCCAGGGUCCGGGCGCCCCAGCCGCAGGGGCCGCCCCCGUGGGCUCCCAGUACUGCGUGUGCAAGGUGGAGCUGUCUGUGAGCGGCCAGAACCUGCUGGACCGGGAUGUCACCUCCAAGUCCGACCCCUUCUGCGUCCUCUUCAUGGAGAGCAACGGCCGGUGGAUGGAGUACGACAGGACAGAGACCGCCAUCAACAACCUCAACCCAGCCUUCUCCAAAAAGUUCGUCCUGGACUACCACUUUGAGGAAGUGCAGAAGCUCAAGUUCGCCCUGUUCGACCAGGACAAGUCCAGCACACAGCUGGACGAGCACGACUUCCUGGGCCAGUUCUCCUGCAACCUGGGCGUGAUCGUCUCCAGCAAAAAGAUCACUCGGCCGCUGCUGCUGAUGAAUGACAAGCCCGCCGGGAAGGGCUUGAUUACGAUCGCCGCCCAGGAGCUGUCGGACAACCGCGUCAUCACGCUGAGUCUGGCCGGCAGGAAGCUGGACAAGAAGGACCUCUUUGGGAAGUCAGACCCGUUUCUCGAGUUUUAUAAGCCCGGGGAUGACGGCAAGUGGAUGCUGGUCCACAGGACGGAGGUGAUCAAGUACACGCUGGACCCCGUGUGGAAGCCGUUCACCGUGCCACUGGUGUCCCUGUGCGACGGGGACCUGGAGAAGCCCAUCCAGGUCAUAUGCUACGACUAUGACAACGACGGGGGCCACGACUUCAUCGGCGAGUUCCAGACCUCCGUGUCCCAGAUGUGCAAUGCUCGCGACGGCGUUCCGCUGGAGUUCGAGUGCAUCAACCCCAAGAAGCAGAGGAAAAAGAAGAACUAUAAAAACUCGGGCAUUAUUAUCCUGCGAUCCUGCAAGAUCAACCGGGACUACUCCUUCCUGGACUACAUCCUGGGAGGCUGCCAGCUCAUGUUCACCGUCGGGAUAGACUUUACGGCCUCCAACGGCAACCCCUUCGACCCCUCCUCCCUGCACUACAUCAACCCCAUGGGCACCAACGAGUACCUGUCGGCCAUCUGGGCCGUGGGGCAGAUCAUCCAGGACUACGACAGCGAUAAGAUGUUUCCCGCCCUCGGGUUCGGGGCCCAGUUACCCCCAGACUGGAAGGUCUCCCAUGAGUUUGCCAUCAACUUCAACCCCACCAACCCCUUCUGCUCAGGCGUGGACGGCAUCGCCCAGGCGUACUCGGCCUGCCUGCCCCACAUCCGCUUCUACGGUCCCACCAACUUCUCGCCCAUCGUCAACCACGUGGCCCGGUUUGCGGCCCAGGCCACGCAGCAGGAGACAGCAACGCAAUACUUCAUCCUCCUCAUCAUCACGGACGGCGUCAUCAGUGACAUGGAGGAGACGCGGCACGCGGUGGUGCAGGCCUCCAAGCUGCCCAUGUCCAUCAUCAUCGUGGGCGUGGGCAACGCCGACUUCGCUGCCAUGGAGUUCCUGGACGGGGACAGCCGCAGGCUGCGCUCCCACACGGGGGAGGAGGCCGCCCGCGACAUCGUGCAGUUCGUGCCCUUCCGCGAGUUCCGCAACGCAGCGAAGGAAACCUUGGCCAAAGCUGUGCUGGCGGAGCUGCCCCAACAAGUUGUGCAGUAUUUCAAGCAUAAAAACCUGCCCCCCACCAGCUCGGAGCCCGCCUGA
Molecule: messenger RNA, 1647 nt
Organism: Pipistrellus nathusii (Nathusius's pipistrelle)
Lineage: Eukaryota; Metazoa; Chordata; Mammalia; Chiroptera; Vespertilionidae
Source: the annotation of a GenBank genome assembly